This is a messenger RNA of Triplophysa dalaica, 2170 nucleotides long. RefSeq lists its product as uncharacterized. Lineage: Eukaryota; Metazoa; Chordata; Actinopteri; Cypriniformes; Nemacheilidae. Bases 618 to 1529 code for a protein of 303 amino acids. The record is from RefSeq and is a predicted model, not a curated record. The transcript has 6 exons.
UUGUCUCAAUAAUCAACCAAAAAGAUUGACAUGAAAUCUAUAAAAGGAACAUUUCACAUCUCGUGUGUUCAGAUGUUUUCUUGAUUUCAUAAUGAUAAAUAAUAUUUAUUUAUGCUGAGGUUUGUGUUUAUGAGCUGAUAUUCACACAGAUGUUACUCUCUCCAGCUCUCUUUAUCUUCAUGAAUGACAUGAUUUGGUUGUAUCUACAAUAUCAUCUUAUGAAAGACACAAAACAGUAUCUUACUAUAAGCUGAAUUUGAGUUUAUUAGAUUUUUUUAAAGAGUUCAUUAUGUACAAGGGUCAGUCAACAGAGAAAGCAGAAGUUUCUAUCAGACGAGGGACUUUAUUCAUGAUCUGACAUUAAAUAUGUAACAGCCUCAAAACAAUCACAUCAUAGACACACAACUUAUGUAUUAAAUACAACACACAAUGUUAAGAGUUACACAAAAUUAACACAUUUUGAGAGCGAGAGAGAGAGAGAGAGAGAGAGAGAGGACAGAGAGGGAGUGAGAAAGAGAGAGAGAGAAUGGGUGUGAUUGGUGGAUGGAGUUUGUCUUGAUAAGUUGCUUUUGUUUGAGUUUGAAGUCAUUUGAGUUGUUCUUCGUUUGCUGUUCAUCAUGAAUGUGCAGCGCCGCUCAGCGUUUACACACAUCAUCAUCUGCUUCUGUCUUACAGGCUCGGCUGUGGGCUCAACGUCAACUUCUGCAAACAUCGACAUCACUCUGUUGGGUCCUGAUGUGGUGACUGUGGGCAUUCCUGCCAGUUUUUUCUGUUUCUCUCAGUGUUCUGCAGCGUGCCUUUACAGCAUCACAGCAGACGGCCGCACCGCAGACACAGAUGAGAUCACCAUCAUCAUCAGAGAGAGACUGAACGUCACCACCGUCACCUGCACAGCAAAAAACAACAUCACAGGACAAACAUUCACGACACAUAAGACUCUACAGGUUUUACAGGGUCCAGAGAAUGUCUCCAUCAGCGGCCCGGCGUAUCUGCCUGUCGACCGCUCUCAGAGCUUCCUGUGUUCUGCCGUCUGCUGGCCGUCCUGUAAUUACAGCUGGACCUCUAAUGGAAAGCCACUGUCUGCAUUUGGAAACCACCUGGUCAUGACUCCAUCUGCAGUCGUCGGUAUAGAAACGCUCGUCUGCACGGCGACCAACAGCAAGUCGGGAAUCUUCGCCUCUGCAGUCUUGAAACUCUUCGUGACUGAUGGUCCACUGUACACCAUCAUAAGAGGUCCAGACAGAAUCCAGCUUAAAUCCAGCACCAUGUUUGAGUGUCAGAGCAGGUGUAAACCCUCCUGUAACUACACCUGGACGGCAGAGAACCAAACUCUUUACAGCAAGAUAAUAGACGUGAGAGUUGAGACCUGGAGAGAAUCACUGACGUUAACCUGCACGGCCACAAACAUCAUCACCAACAGCACUGAAGUGACACAGAAGACACUCAGCGUGACAGAAAACACAGCUGCUCCUCUGAGGAUGAAUCUGAUGUCAGCUUUUGUCAUCGCUCUGAGUCUUCACUUCACCUGAAAACGCUGCACUGUCACUCAUUACACAAGUGCAGAAGAAAAAACCACAGACUUCCACAACAAACCACAUGUGAACUACUGAAAAUAACCUGACAGAAGUGAAGGACACAAAUGUACACACUACACACAUGUGGAGUUUAUUUGACUGAUAGAUUAAAUUCAUGUGGAUGAACUGAGUGUUGAAUUUGCUGUAUUUGUUUAAAUUAAGCUGAAAGAAACAAGCUAAAAUAAAAAGGUUGCCUAAAAAAAGGUGUUGGUGAAGUGUGGUGACUUAUCUUAAGCAGAUAACAGUAUUAUUCCUCAUGUUCUGAUUCAUGAAACUGAUGGAGUCAUACUUAAUAGAUACACACAAACACACACGUCUGCUCUUGAUGUUUGAUAUUUGUGACGCAUGAAUGUUUGAUGUGUUGACUGUGAUAUUAUCAGGCGGGUGUUGGCUGUUUCUGAACAUCAAUGAUAUCACAUUAUAAAUGACAAUCAAACUCAUUCAUUAUCAACCUAUAUGUGUGUGUUCUGGAUGAGUCACGCAAAACAGUCGCCGCAUUCACAUCUGCUCACAUGAUACACCCACAACCAAGGACUUUCUGCGCAUGUUUCAGACUCAUUCAGACUGAUGUUAAAGUCAGCAUGAUAUAAAAAAAG